Molecule: messenger RNA, 3879 nt
Organism: Lycium ferocissimum
Lineage: Eukaryota; Viridiplantae; Streptophyta; Magnoliopsida; Solanales; Solanaceae
Exons: 14
Coding region: 89-3313 (1074 amino acids)
Molecular function (GO): GTPase activity; GTP binding
Source: RefSeq, a predicted model, not a curated record
UUUUUUUUUUCCCUCUCUUCUCUAUUUAUAAAAUAAAACUAAAAAAAAAAAAAAAACGCGAUAUUCUUUCUCUUCUUUUUUCGCGAAUAUGCUGAGGUUUUUCGGCAGAGGCUCCACCGUGGACUCGCCGGAGCGAGAUUCUUCGUCAGCGUCAGCGUCAGCGUCAGCGUCAGCGUCGCCUCCAAGGCGGUCAUCUAUGAAUGUUGUUGCAACGGGACCGGCGAGGCCGAUACGUUUCGUGUAUUGCGAUGAGAAAGGGAAGUUCCAGAUAGAUCCUGAAGCCCUAGCGGUACUUCAACUUGUUAAAGAGCCAGUUGGCGUUGUCUCCGUUUGUGGUCGUGCUCGUCAAGGCAAGAGCUUUAUAUUAAACCAGCUUCUUGGGAGGAGCAGUGGUUUUCAAGUAGCACCAACUCAUCGCCCAUGUACCAAAGGCAUUUGGUUGUGGAGUGCACCUUUACGAAGAACAGCUCUUGAUGGAACAGAAUACAGCCUUCUACUGCUGGACACUGAAGGAAUAGAUGCUUAUGAUCAAACGGGAACAUACAGCACACAGAUAUUCUCCUUGGCAGUCCUUCUCUCGAGUAUGUUCGUUUAUAACCAGAUGGGUGGUAUUGAUGAAGCUGCACUUGAUCGCCUCUCUCUUGUCACUGAAAUGACUAAGCAUAUACGUGUUAGAGCCUCUGGAGGAAGGACCAGUGCCUCUGAGCUGGGACAGUUCUCCCCAAUCUUCGUUUGGUUGCUUAGGGAUUUUUAUUUAGACUUGGCUGAGGAUAAUCACAAGAUAACACCACGGGACUACCUAGAGCUGGCUUUGCGGCCAGUUCAAGGUGGUAGGAGAGAUGUAGCCGCUAAAAAUGAGAUUAGGGAGUCCAUUCGUGCUCUUUUCCCUGACAGAGAAUGCUUCACCCUUGUGCGGCCACUGAGCAAUGAAACUGAGCUCCAACGGCUUGACCAAAUACCUAUAGAAAAACUAAGGCCGGAGUUUAAAGCUGGUCUUGAUGCUUUGACAAGAUUUGUUUUUGAGAGGACUAAACCCAAGCAGUUUGGAGCUACUGUAAUGACAGGGCCGAUAUUUGCCCGUAUAACUCAGUCCUUCGUUGAUGCUCUUAACAAUGGGGCAGUGCCCACAAUUACAUCUUCAUGGCAGAGUGUUGAGGAAGCUGAAUGUCAAAGAGCAUAUGAUUUGGCUGCUGAAACGUACAUGUCUUCUUUUGAUCGUUCUAAGCCUCCGGAGGAAGCAGCACUAAGAGAAGCACAUGAAGAUGCUGUCCAUAAGUCCAUGGCUGCAUUUAAUGCUACAGCUGUAGGGACUGGAUCCAUCAGAACCAAAUAUGAGAAACGUAUCCAGAAUUUCAUAAAGAAAGCAUUUGAGGACAUUAGAAAGGAUGCUUUUAGGGAGUCCUCUCUACAAUGUUCAAAUGCGAUACAGGACAUGGAAAAUAGACUGAGAAAAGCUUGUCAUGCUCCUGAUGCAAAAGUAGAUACCGUGCUCAAAGUUCUUGAUGAUUCUGUGUCCAAAUAUGAAGCAAUGUGUCAAGGUCCUGAAAAAUGGAGAAAGCUACUAGUCUUCUUGCAACAAAGUUUGGAGGGGCCACUUUGUGAUCUCAUCAAUAAACAAAUAGACCAAAUUGGGUCAGAGAAAGCUGCACUUGCAUUGAAGUGUCGUUCCAUUGAGGAUAAGAUGAGUUUCCUUAACAAACAACUAGAAGCUAGUGAGAAGUUUAAAUCUGAAUAUUUGAAGCGCUAUGAAGAUGCCACCAGUGACAAGAAGAAGCUUGCAGAAGAUUAUGCAAGCCGUAUUGCAAAUUUGCAGAGUAAACAUAGUACGUUAGAAGAAAGAUAUACCAGCUUAUCUAAAACAUUAGAUUCUACUAGAAUCGAGUCCAUGGAAUGGAAAAGGAAAUACGAGCAGGUACUUACGAAGCAGAAGGCUGGGGAGGAACAGUCAAAUGCAGAGAUAAGUAUUCUGAAGGCAAGAACUAGUGCUGCAGAAGCCAGGGUUAAUGCUGUCAAAGAGCAAGCUGAAUCUGCUCAAGAGGAGGCAGAGGAGUGGAAACGUAAAUACGACAUUGCUGUCAAGGAAGCAAAGAAUGCUCUUGAGAAGGCAGCAGCUGUCCAAGAGCGCAGUAACAAGCAAACACAAUUGAGAGAAGAUGCUUUAAGGGAUGAAUUUUCGAGUACUUUGGCUAAUAAGGAAGAGGAGAUUAAGGAGAAGGGAGCAAAACUUGAGCAGGCUGAGCAGCGUUUGUCAACAUUAAAUUUGGAGUUGAAGGUUGCUGAGUCAAAGAUAAAGAACUAUGAUCUGGAAGUCUCAUCCUUAAAGCUUGAAAUUAAAAAAUUAGUUGAAAGGUUAGAGAGCAUAAAUGCUACUGCACAAUCAUUUGAAAGAGAAGUUAGGAUUCUGGAACAGGAGAAAGUCCAUCUGGAGCAGAAGUAUCGGUCUGAGUUCAGUAGAUUUGAAGAUGUCCAGGAUAGAUGUAAAUCAGCUGAAAGAGAGGCGAAAAGAGCAACUGAGCUGGCUGAUAGAGCAAGGGUUGAAGCAGCUACUGCCCAGAAAGAAAAGAUUGAAAUCCAUCGAGUAGCUAUGGAAAGAUUGGCUCAGAUUGAGAGGAACGAGAGAAACAUACAAAACUUGGAGAGGCAAAGAGAUGACCUGGUUGAUGAAGUGGAGAGGUGUCGUGCAUCUCAGUUCGAUGCGCAGUCAAAAGUUACAAUACUUGAGGCCAGAGUCGAAGAAAGGGAAAAGGAAAUUGAAUCACUUCUGAAAUCAAAUAAUGAACAGCGAGCCAGUACUGUGCAAGUCCUUGAGAGUCUGUUGGAGACUGAGCGUGCUGCACGUGCUGAGGCAACCAAUAGGGCGGAAGCACUAUCUGUUCAGUUGCAAACUACACAAGGAAAGCUGGAUCUUCUUCAGCAACGGUUAACCACAGUUCGGCUGAAUGAAACAGCAUUAGAUAGCAAACUAAGAACUGUUUCCCAUGGAAAACGUGCCAGGGUAGAAGAAUAUGAAGCCGGUGUCGAAUUUGUUGAUAUGGGCACAAAUGAUAGAGUGACCAAGGGAAAUAAGAGGUCAAAGAGUACGGCCAGUCCCAUGACAUUCACCUGCCCAGAAGAUGGGGGCUCCGAGUUUAGGGAAGAUGAUGGUACUAGUAGUCAACAAACAAAUACCGAGGAUUAUACCAAAUACACGGUGCAGAAACUGAAGCAAGAGCUCACGAAGCAUAAUUUUGGUGCUGAACUGCUCCAAUUGAAGAAUCCGAACAAGAAGGACAUUCUAGCUUUAUAUGAAAAAUGUGUUCUCCAGAAAUCGUAGCUUCCACUCCUCUUUGUAAAAAGGUUUCAAGUAACUCACCAAUAUGACCAGGUGACUUCUCUGACAUCUUAGGAGAUUUAUGGAGAUCUUUGGCCACAUUACCUGUUGACAGAAACUUUUAUAACUGCUGCUGCUGCUAACUUAACCAUUGGUGUAACUUAGACUGUUUUCCUAUCUGGGGUGUAUCUUCUACUGGUUUAUAGACAUUUUGUUGUUUGUUUGCCGUUGGUUGUUUCAGGAAGAUUGUUUAAUGAGCUGCUGCGCCUCAGAGUUGAAAUUGGUGUGUUGAGAGACAUCUAGUACACGCAGUCACCCCCCCGUUUUGGGGCUGGCUCUAGCUUUUAAGUUUGUUUUAUUCAUUUCUUCUUUCUGUGUUAGAUGUUAAUGGUUGGUAGGAUCACGUUAUGUAAAUGCCAGUUCCCAGGACAAGCAUAUUGUGUAAGAAUUCCUGCUGAGGUUUUUUUGUUUUUUGUUUUUUUCGUUUUGGCUGUCGUUUUUAACUUUGUUUCCUGUAAGCUAUUGUUGAUUUUGUCCUUGUCUGACCUUAAGAAUUCUGGCUUUCAUUA